Gekko japonicus is the source of this 2601-nucleotide messenger RNA. RefSeq names its product amyloid beta (A4) precursor protein-binding, family B, member 1 (Fe65) (gene APBB1). The transcript is spliced from 13 exons. Gene Ontology annotation, molecular function: amyloid-beta binding; transcription factor binding. Gene Ontology annotation, cellular component: cytoplasm; nucleus. The record is from RefSeq and is a predicted model, not a curated record. NCBI's taxonomy places the organism in Eukaryota, Metazoa, Chordata, Lepidosauria, Squamata, Gekkonidae. Gene Ontology annotation, biological process: regulation of DNA-templated transcription. Bases 161 to 2173 code for a protein of 670 amino acids.
UUUAUAAGGACAUUGAACAACACCGGGCCCAGGACCAAGCCCUGCGGCACUCUACUCGAGACCUCCCUCCGCGUGGACGCAGCGCCAUUGACACAGAGCAUGUAGCUUCCCGGCCUCUCCCUCCAGCCUCCCAACAGGGCCCGGCGGCGCUGCUGCCCCCAUGUCCGGCUCUCUGAGCAAGAGGAUCGACUUGGCCAACGACAACAGCCGCCUGGGCAUGAGCCUGGCCCUGGCGGUGCCCGCGGGAGAGGGCCUGCCCCACAAGGGGCACUGCGGCUAUGCCUGCUCCGAGCUGCACGGAGUCGUCCUGGGCCUGGGCCUGGGCCUGCCGCCCUCCGCCGAGGAGCCGGCUAGCAACACCAAGUGGGUGAAGGACGGGCAGAACCAGCUGCGCCAGGCGGCGGAGAGGGGCCGCGACCAGAACCGCAAUGAACUGAGCCUCCCCCCCAGCAAGGAGCUGAGCACCCUCCUCAUCCCCCUGCCCGGCGAGGGAGACAGGGAUGGAGAAGAAGAAGAAGAAGAGGAGGAGGAGGAGGAGGAAGAGGAGGAGGAAGAGGAGGAGGAAGAGGAGGAGGAGGAGGACUCCACCCCGAUCCAGAGCGAGCCAGUCACGGAGUCGGAGCAGAGCUCCGAGCGGGUGCUGCCCCGGGGAGGGGACCAAGCCCGCAGCGCCAGCCUCCUCUUUGGGAUGCGCAACAGCACGGCCAGCGACGAGGACGCCAGCUGGACCACCCUCAGCCAGGGCAGCCCCACCGGCAGCUCCCCGGACGAAGCCGACUCCUUCUGGCUGCGCAACUCGCUGGAGACGGACUCUGACCUCCCGGCGGGAUGGAUGCGGGUGCAGGACACCUCUGGCACCUACUACUGGCACAUCCCGACGGGCACCACCCAGUGGGAACCCCCCCUGGGGAGCGGGAGCAGCGACUCUUCGGGAAACACCCCCUCCAGGGAAACGCAGCUUACCUGGAUGGAUUUUGGGGAGGCUGAACACUCGGACGAGCCCCAUUACUGGAAGGAUGCCCCAUCAGAAGAGGUGACCCCGGAGCCCCAGCGGGACCAAAGCCAGUCCUCCUCAUGCCUGGGAUCGCCCAGCGCCAGUUCUUCCCUGGGUGAGGAUGGUGACGCCGUGGCCGCAUCCCUGGGCCUCAGCCAAGGCUCCAAGUGUUUCUCGGUCCGUUCUCUGGGCUGGGUGGAGAUGUCCGAGGAGGAGCUGACCCUGGGGAGGAGCAGCGUGGCCGUCAACAGCUGCAUACGGCAGCUCUCGGCUCAGAACCCGGACCUGACGGGCUCCUGGGCCAAGGGCAAAGCGAUGCUGCUGGUCCUGGAGAAGGAGACCCUGAAGCUCCUGGAGCCGGAGGGGCAGAGCGUCCUGCACAGCCAGCCCAUCGGCGACAUCCGCGUCUGGGGCGUCGGGAGGGACAGCGGGAGGGAGAGGGAUUUUGCCUACGUGGCGCGUGACCAGCUGGCCCAGAUGCUGAAGUGCCACGUCUUCCAGUGCGAUGCCCCCGCAAAGAGCAUCGCCACAGGGCUCCACGAGAUCUGCUCCAAGGUGAGGCCCGGCCCCUCCCCACCUCCGGCCCCUCCCCCUCCCAGCGCCUGGCACCAGUCGGCCUGGCCGGCCCUCAAGGGGCAGCUGCUCUGUGCCACUAAGAGAGCUGUCCCCCCCCCUCACGUGGACCCGGCGGUGACCCCGGCUGUGAUGGGCUCCCCAGGGAUGGACGUCAUCAACACCGCCCUCGAGAAGGCUCUGGCCGCUGGCUGCAGAGAGGAGUGGACGCCCAGCCAGGUCAACGUGGCGCCCGCCACCAUCACCCUCCUACACCAGCAGACAGAGGCCGUGCUGUGUGAGUGCCGAGUGCGGUUCCUCUCCUUCAUGGGCAUCGGGAAGGACGUCCGGUCGUUUGCUUUCAUCAUGGCCGCCGCCCCGGGGAACUUCCUCUGCCACAUGGUGUGGUGCGAGCCCAACGCGGCCGGCCUGAGCGAGGCCCUGCAGGCCGCCUGCAUGCUUCGGUACCAGAAGUGCUUGGAUGCGCGGCCCCAGACUACCAGCUCCUGUCUCCCGGCACCCCCAGCGGAUUCCGUGGCUCGGCGCGUGGGCUCCACAGUCCGGAAGGGCGUCCAGACCUUGCUGGGGACCCUGAAACCCAAGCGCCAGGGGGCUCAGACGCCCUGAACACCCAGAGGCCGAGCUAGAUCUCCCCCGCCCCCCCGGUUGAGGCCAGCACAGCCGGGUCGGCCUGGCACCUCCCCCCACCCACCCCCUCCAGGUGAAAGUGUGUAUUUAUGAGGUGUGUGUGUGUCUGCGCAAGUGAGAAGCGUCCAUGCUGCCUGCUGUGAACGGCUGCCUCACCCCCCUCUCCCCAGCAACGCCCAGGGCAUCCGUGCCACCCCUCCCGGGGCGCCCGUCCGUACCCUGCUGGGCCCAAUCCCCACCCCUGCCGCCGGCGCCUGAAUGACCGUGAGCACCGGGGAGCCGGAGGAGCGAGACGUCGCCUUCCCUGGGUGCCGAACACUGAUGGGGCCUGGGGGGGGGGGGGGGCUGCCACUUCUGCUAUAACAAGAGAUCUUGGUGUUGUACUGCAGUCAUGAAUAAACUCAGUU